Oncorhynchus nerka (sockeye salmon) is the source of this 2559-nucleotide messenger RNA. It is a transcript of the gene klhl4, whose product is annotated as kelch-like family member 4. The coding region runs from base 484 to 2415 and encodes 643 amino acids. NCBI's taxonomy places the organism in Eukaryota, Metazoa, Chordata, Actinopteri, Salmoniformes, Salmonidae. The record is from RefSeq and is a predicted model, not a curated record. The transcript is spliced from 9 exons. Gene Ontology annotation, molecular function: protein binding.
AGAGAGAGAGAGAGAGAGAGAGAGAGCGUGUAUCAUCGUGCAUGUGCAUUAACUUAGCUAACAGGCAGCAGCAGCAACAGCUGAGAGAUAUAUAGAGAGAAAGACAGAGACAGAGAGAGAGAGAGAGAGAGAGAGAGAGAGAGAGAGAGUGCGAGAGGAAAAUAAGACCAGGCACAAGGAAACAAAAGCUGCAGAGAGAGAGAGAGAGAGAGAGAGACUGUUCCCAUCUUGCCCUCCACUAAAAGAACAACGGAGGAGGAGGAGGAGGAAGAAGACAAAAGGAAGAAGAGGGUGGCGUACAGAACUGAACAUACUGGACCUGAAUUCAUAGGCUCUUUUUCUUUACCCUCCUCCAUGUUUUAGGGGGGAUUCUACACUAGUGCAUUUGAUUGCUGCCUUCUUCAUCUUUGAAAAGAAAGAAAGAAAGAAAAAGAGAAAGAAAGCGAGAAAGAAAGGAAUAAAGAGAGAAAGAAAGAGAGGAGGAUGUCGGGAAAGAAGGAGUUUGAUAUGAAACAGAUCCUCAGGCUGCGUUGGCGCUGGUUUAGUCAUUCAUCCCAGAGUUCUGCCGGUGGAGGAGGAGGAGGAGGAGGAGGAGGAUACCUCCAGGAGAGCUUUGAUCACAGAGGGACCCCAGUCCAGGGCAGGCUGAAGAAUCACUCCCGGGACAAAGGUGGCAGUGGAGGGGGACUCCGGAAGCAGAACAGCAACAGUCCGGUCCAUAGUAUCCUGGCCCCCACGCCUGUCUAUGUCAGAGCCAGUAAUCAAUCAUGGCACCAGCAGAAUAUUAUUCAGCACCUGCAGCAGCAGGGUGGCCACGAGCUGCCUAAGAACAGCAGCUCACCUAACAACACCAGGAAGGAGGACUGCUCCAAGAGCAGCCAGGAGAAUGUGAAGAGUGUUGAAGAGUCCUUAGAGGCGGAUGCUAGACACAGGAUGAGCUCCAACGGCUCGGAUGAGUUCUUCCAGGCUACAAACCAUGCGGAAGAGACCUUUCGCAAGAUGGAGACCUAUCUUCAGCACAAGCAGAUGUGUGAUGUUGUCUUGAUAGCAGGAGAUCAUAAGAUCCCGGCUCACAGACUGGUCCUCAGUGCAGUAUCUGACUACUUUGCUGCCAUGUUCACCAGCGACGUGAGAGAGGCCAAACAGGAGGAGAUCAAGAUGGAGGGGGUGGAUCCAGAAGCCUUGAGAUCUCUGGUCCACUUUGCCUACACUGGUGUCCUUGAAUUGAAGGAGGAGACCAUAGAGAGUCUAUUGACUGCAGCCUGCCUUCUGCAGCUCUCACAAGUCAUUGAGGUCUGCUGUAACUUCCUCAUGAAACAACUCCACCCAUCUAACUGCCUGGGGAUACGCUCCUUCGCUGACGCCCAGGGAUGCAUGGAUCUGCUCAACGUGGCCCACAACUACACUAUGGAGCACUUCCCAGAGGUGAUUCAGAACCAGGAGUUUCUCCUGCUUCCUACUGCUGAGAUCGUCAAACUCUUGGCCAGUGACGACAUAAACAUACCAGAUGAGGAGACCGUCUUCCAGGCUCUGAUGAUGUGGGUGCGGUUCGACGUUCAGCAUCGCCAGCAGGACAUUGGGGUGCUCCUGGCCGAAAUCCGCCUGCCUCUUCUACCUCCACAGCUCCUAGCUGACCUGGAGAACAACACCAUGUUCUCAGAUGACCUGGAAUGCCAGAAGCUUCUAAUGGAAGCGAUGAAGUACCAUCUGCUGCCAGAGCGUCGACUCAUGUUCCAGAGCCCCAGGACCAAACCCAGGAAGUCCACAGUAGGAGUACUCUACGCUGUGGGAGGCAUGGACGCUACCAAGGGAUCUACGACCAUAGAGAAGUAUGACCUGCGGACCAACACGUGGAUCCAGGUGGGGGUGAUGAACGGCCGGAGGCUGCAGUUUGGGGUGGCAGUGAUCGAUGACAAGCUGUACGUGGUGGGGGGCCGAGACGGGCUGAAGACCUCCAACAUGGUGGAGUGUUACAACCCUUUAAACAAAGUCUGGUCCACCAUGCCUCCCAUGUCUACACACAGACACGGACUCGGUAUAACAGUGUUGGAGGGCCCCAUGUAUGCAGUAGGCGGCCAUGAUGGAUGGAGUUACCUGAAUACGGUGGAGAGGUGGGACCCCCAGGCUAAACAGUGGAACUACGUGGCCAGCAUGUCCACCCCACGCAGCACCAUGGGAGUCACCGCACUCAACGGGAAAUUGUUUGCAGUUGGCGGUCGGGACGGGAGCUCAUGUCUGCGGUCGAUGGAAUGCUUUGAUCCACACACCAACAAGUGGAGUAUGUGUGCCCCCAUGGCGAAGCGGAGAGGAGGGGUGGGUGUGGCCACGUACAACAGCUUCCUCUAUGCUGUGGGUGGUCAUGAUGCCCCGGCGUCCAACCACUGCUCCAGGCUAUCAGACUGUGUGGAGAGGUAAACAACCACUGUCCCAGACUAUCAGACUGUGUAGAGAGGUAAACAACCACUGUCCCAGACUAACAGACUGUGUAGAGAGGUAAACAACCACUGUCCCAGACUAACAGACUGUGUAGAGAGGUAAACAACCACUGUCCCAGACUAA